Molecule: messenger RNA, 822 nt
Organism: Yarrowia lipolytica CLIB122
Lineage: Eukaryota; Fungi; Ascomycota; Dipodascomycetes; Dipodascales
Biological process (GO): regulation of DNA-templated transcription
Source: RefSeq, a predicted model, not a curated record
AUGUAUAUAGAUAUAUAUAUAUAUCAAUGGCUCACGGGCAAACGAAACCAGACCUCCACAACGAUGUUCCCCUACCACCAACUGCUGCCGCUCAACAAAAACCAUUCGAAACGCCCAAGGCGCAAGUACAACGAGAUUGAGCGUUUGUACGUGUGCAACUGGCACGGCUGUUCCAAGGCCUAUGGCACCCUCAACCAUCUCAACGCGCACGUUGCGGCCCAAGGCCACGGCUCCAAGCGCGCCCCCAGCGAGUUCAAGGAGCUGCGACGCAUGUGGAAGGAGCAAAAGAAGGCAAAGCUCAUCGAACAGCAGUACGGACACGUCCCCCAGCUACAAGGCUCGUCGGCAGUAGUCCAGGGCCCCUCACAGACCGGACCUCCUGCUCCGGGCAACGGCUACUACCCGUACGGAUACCAGAAUGGCCAGCAAACCACGCCCGUGACCCAGCCACAGAGCUACUAUCCCCAGAGACUCGCUCCCAUCCAGAGUCACUACACGUACGACAAGAAGGACGGCGAACCCAUGGUGCCUACCAGCGCAUCACCGAAUUUUGCAAACUCGGGCGUAGGCCAGGUGAUGGCUACCGUCAACAACACAGCUGUGGUUUCCGGCCUGACAACGCCCGUCACGCCGUCAAACUCCACUACAGUGGCCGCUACGGGCUCGGCGCAACCAGGAUACAACUACUACAUGGAUCAGUCGCAAUCGGCACAGCAAAAUCAGUACAUGAAGUACUACCCCAAGCCGACGUCGUCGUACCAGUACGGCGCCGCUACAUCACAGUACGCGCGCGCAGGCACGGAUAUGGGUUAUCAGGAGUAG